CAAACUCGGGUUUCUGCCGGGUUCGUCGUGCAUGCACCCACCCACACUUUGCGCCUCGUCCCCUCGGCCGCGCCAGCUGAUCUACGACUUGGCGGAGGGCGGCGUUGAAUGGCUGGGUGCACGCAACGACGCCGGCAGCACGCCGCUGCACGUGGCCGUGCGUGCCGGGACGCUCUCCGCCGUCAUCGCGCUGCUGGCCAAUGGCGCCGACUUGGACGCGAGAGACGGGGCCCACGGAGACACGCCCCUGCACGUUGCCAUCAAGAGGAUCGUGCAAAGCAUGCGCGACAGCUGCAGCUCAAGCGGCGUCGGUGAGAAUGAGCAUGUACAGAAUCUGUGCACGGUGGUGAAGGCCCUGGUGUUGUUUUCGGCUGACCUGACAGUGGAGAAUAAAGAUGGACAUUCGGUGUGGAACCUUGCCGCAGACGUGCACGCCGGGGGCGUGAAGGACCAGGUGUUGUCGCUGCUAAGACACGGGGAGGCUUAUGCACGAGCAUCAGCUCCAACUCCAGUCCCAGGUGUGAGUCGCCAUCUGAUUAUUUCAUGAAGCUGAUUUAAAUUUCAACAUGUGUAAGAUGUUGUGUCAUGCACCCUCCGCUCCACCCAGCACGGCCAGAGCCAUGAUCUUCGGGACUAAUAACUGCGUAAUGUAUGCAUGUUGAACUUCUUUC
Messenger RNA from Petromyzon marinus (sea lamprey), 671 nucleotides. The record is from RefSeq and is a predicted model, not a curated record. NCBI's taxonomy places the organism in Eukaryota, Metazoa, Chordata, Hyperoartia, Petromyzontiformes, Petromyzontidae.